This is a messenger RNA of Rotaria sordida, 1716 nucleotides long. The record is from the annotation of a GenBank genome assembly. NCBI's taxonomy places the organism in Eukaryota, Metazoa, Rotifera, Eurotatoria, Philodinida, Philodinidae.
AUGUCAUUAUCGAUGUUCAAUCAUUUUUGUCAAAAUGUGUUAAAAUUGGUAGGAGCCCGCGUUGUCUCAUUACGUAUUACAUUAAAUAAUAUUAUUGGUGGUUGGUCACUCGUUUCAUCAUCUUUACGAUGUCAUCAAACAAUCUUACUUCAACGACUUCAUCUAAUCAAUAUUAAACCACAUGAAUUUGAUAAAUUAUUGCGUAGUUCUGUAAUAAGACAACUACAUACUUUACUAGUUGAUAUAACAGAACAUAAUCCUUUCAACUAUCAAGUUGUAGAAGGAGCAUAUUUAGCUAAGGUAUGUUCACAACUGCCUGUUCUAAAAAUUUGUCGUCUUCCAUUUAAUUUUUGUUCGUAUAUUCGUGAUCGAUUAUCAAAAUAUUCAGUAUUACCACCAUUGAUGACUUUGCCAUAUCUUUCCAAUACAACUCAUCUUCGUACAUUGAGCAUUGGUAUUAAUACAUCACGCUUUUUAGAACGUUUACUUGUUUGUGUACCAUUUAUCGAAAAUCUCUCUGUUGGUGUAUAUGAUUCAAAGAAGUAUGAGAAUGAUAAUUUUAGUAUACUCAAAUUGCCUGUCGCUGUUAAUACUUAUCUUCUUCGUCGUCUAUUUCGUCUUAGUUUGAACUGUUUGGAUAACAGAAGUUUUCAUCGAGCCAUUGCGCUUUUAUCAUCUGUAUUUGGUCAACUUACUCAUUUAUCACUAAAAUUAGAAAUGUGGUCAUCAGUAUCUGAUCCAUUUGUUGUAUCAGGUGAUACUAUUCAGCAAUUGUGUAUUGAUCGUCUCAAACCAUAUGCAACCUAUACUCUUAAUCUAUUGCUGACUAUCAAAGAAGAUUUAGAGGAAAAAGUAAUCCUGAAUUCGUUUUUUAAAGCUGCGUUUACUUAUCGAAAACGACCAGCCGUAAUUAUUCAAGAGAAUUCUCGGUUUUCUUGUAUUACUUCUGAUACUUAUUCUUUUUUCGUUUAUACUGUACCAUAUAAUGGUACAAUUCUUGAAACAUCGUUUUUUUCUGAAAAUCUCCAAAUAUCUUCUCAAAUAGCAGUUAAUGGAGUAAAAUUAUUUCCAUAUGCUAAUGAAUUAUUCAUCGAAGUUUGUGAAAGAGAAAGUCGUCUUAUAGAUCUCAGUAAUUGCAGAAGUUCAAUAUCAUUACUCGUUCCAUGGUCGUCACUAAAAAAAAUUUCAAUUGAAAAUAACAGUACUAUUAGUCCAGCUCAGCUCGCAUCAAUAUUAAAAUCAGCUUAUAACAUACAUACAUUAGAAAUCAAUGAUGAAGAUAGUAAUUUAGUUCAUGCUUUAUUAAAUAACGAAGAUAAUCUUGGUACAAUUGUUAAUCGACAAAUACAAUCACUUCAUCUAAUGGAUUGGUCAUUGGCAAUGUCUAAUAUGGAAGAUUUUUGCACGCUUCUCACUAAUCAAUUGCCCAAUUUGAAAGAUGUUUCGUUCGCUAUCUUUAAGUCAUUCCGUGGAUUACAAAGCAAAUUACCGCAUACUGUUGUUGAUCAGAAUGAAUCUUCGAAAUAUAUUGUUAAUCUUGUUCAUUUUCUUGUUGAUCAUUUACAACAACUUGUUUCACUUUCUAUAAGUUUUAAGUCGACUUCUUCUAGUUCACCCUGUUUUCCACCUACAAUUCGACGACAACUGUAUGAAUGGCCACUGAAUCGAUCAUAUCGAUUACGAUGUUCGUUUGAAGAAAUUCAAAUAUGGCUUUAA